Messenger RNA from Bolinopsis microptera, 3640 nucleotides. Its product is annotated as U3 small nucleolar RNA-associated protein 18 homolog. The transcript is spliced from 5 exons. Gene Ontology annotation, molecular function: protein binding. Bases 2 to 1411 code for a protein of 469 amino acids. The record is from RefSeq and is a predicted model, not a curated record. Gene Ontology annotation, biological process: rRNA processing. Gene Ontology annotation, cellular component: Pwp2p-containing subcomplex of 90S preribosome; small-subunit processome. NCBI's taxonomy places the organism in Eukaryota, Metazoa, Ctenophora, Tentaculata, Lobata, Bolinopsidae.
AAUGUUACGUCGAGGUGCAAAUGGUGGGGUUAGGAAACAACCUGUUAUACCAACUGAAUCAUACGAGAUAUCCACCACAACCCCUGAUCUGCAGACAGAAACUGAGCAGCUAGAAAAUGAACUGUUCGGUGAUAUCGAGAAGCAGUUUGUUAACAAGGCUCCAUCAACGUCACAUGAUGAUGCGCUGUUUGUGAUAGACAGAGGAGAAAAGCGUGCAGUGUGGAGUGACGAGGAGGAGUGUGACAGAGAGAUCAGUCUGGGUGACAGGAACAUCACCAAGAAGCUCAGGACGGGAGAUGGUGACACCAUGUCAGGGAGGCAGCUGGAGGUCAAGCUCAGGAGUCAGUUCAAAAAGAUCCACGGCACUCCAAACUGGACGACUGGUGACAAGACUUCCCAAUCCUCAAUCCUGGCCUCAACAGGUCACAUGACCCAGCCCAGUAAAUCUCUCCCUGUAAAGAAGUUAUCCGUAACCCGGUGUAAGAACCUCAACUCUCGGAAAGGAGCUAAAUGUGUUGUUAAAUCUCUUGAGUUUCAUCCUGCCGCUACUAUUGGCUUUGUUGCGGGCUACUCCAAAUCUUUAGACUUGUUUGAAGUUGACGGGGAAAAUAACAAGCACCUUCAUAGACACCAUUUCGCAAACUUUCCUAUAGACUGUGCUAAGUUUACAGCCGAUGGCAGUGAGGUUAUUUUGGGAUCAAAGCGACCGCAUUUUUACACGUUUGAUCUUAACAAGUGUACCGCAAUCAAAAUGGCUGGAAUCAGAAAUCGGCCGGAUGUUCACUACAAAAACUUUGUGCUGUCAGAAAAUGGAGAAUAUCUGGGGUUUCAGGGCAAUGAUGGAUUGUUUUCAGUUUUUAGUGCUAAAGAUAAGCAACUUGUGAAGUGUAUUACUCAUCGCACGCGGAUUAAUUGCAGUUCAUUUUUGACUGAUAAUAUCAUAUUAACCGCGGGACAUGGUGGUUUUUGUUCUCUGUGGGAUAUGAGAACAUGGAAAAUUAUCAACGAAUUUCAGGACGACGGCGCAUUGCACGUGACCUCGAUAGGACAUUCGUCACGUCACGUAGCAGUAGGAAGUGACAGUGGAGUGGUCAACAUCUACAACAAGGACGAUAUCUAUAAAACUAGCAGUAAACCUCUGCGUGUUCUCAUGAACUUGACUACUGAGGUUGACAGGACUGUUUUCAACUCCACUGGAGAAUUGCUCGCUAUCUCUAGCAAGGAAUUGAAACACUCGCUCCGUCUGAUAAACCUCCACUCUCUUCAAUGUGUUCCAAACUGGCCCACCUCCAACACACCCCUAGCCCACGUAUCAGAUAUGCACUUUUCUCCUAACUCUGGUUAUAUUGGUGUCGGGACCACCAAGGGGAAAGCUCUUCUUUACAGACUCACACACUAUCCGUCUUAUUGAGAUUUGGAACUGUUUUUAGACUUUUUACUGAGGGUAAUUUAUUAAAGUUGACGAGAUGGAAUUUGUUUAGUAUAUUCUGACUGUAUGUUUUUGUUUGAUUUUAACUAGAAUUUUAACUAGUGCUAAAUCAGUGUCCAAGUCUUUGUAAUUUCGGUGUGGAUAAUAGUAGUGAUGGUCACUUCUCAAAAAAAGUUGUAAACUUUUAUCUUUUAAUCGUUGAUAACCUAAAUAAAUAAUUGUGAGUUGAAUAUUUUAAUUAUAAACUAAAUUCCAAGUUUUCCCUAAAUUAUGAUAUUUUUGAACGAUAUAUAAGUGGUAAUAUAUUUACCUCCCGUAUGCCAUCAGGUAGAUCCUACAGAUGGAUAUAGACGAAUUACUAGACUUCCAACCAGCCCGUACGUUGAAACGUGCCCCUGAUGGUGAUGGAGAUGGAGACUUCGAGGGCAUGUUCAAACGCAAAGCAGUGGAGGCACCACAGAAGAAGAACUACGAAGACAUGACGGAUGAAGAACGUCUGGCUUUGGUGAUGGAGCUGGACGAAGACAAAACAGCAGAGAUGGACGACGGAACAGUGAAGAGAAUGAUCCUGAAUCUGGAGAAGAAGUACACAAAGAACCAGGAAUUGCGCAUCAAGCACACGGAACAGCCGGAAAAGUUCAUGGAGAGUGAGAUAGAACUUCAUGUGGAGGUGGGAAAGUGUCUGACUAUAGCGACACAGCCCCAGCUGUUCCCUGUACUGGUACAGUGCAAAGGAGUGAAGCUUAUCGUGUCCCUUCUUGGGCAUCCUAACUCUGAUAUCGUGUUAGGAGUGGUUGAUCUCCUUCACGAACUAACUGACACUGAUGUUAUCAACGAAGCUAUUGAUGAUGCUUUGGAGCUUGUUGAAGCUCUUGUCCAAAACCAGAUUAUGUCAGUUCUUGUUCAAGUUCUCGAGGCUCUCGACGAGAAAAACGAGGAUGAAGCCAAAGGUCUCCACAACAUUCUGGGUAUUGCUGAAAAUUUAGUGGAAGCAGAUCCGGAACUAGCAGAUCACGCCUUCACACAAGGUCUCCUAGCCUGGAUCCUUAACAGACUCAAGGUACGAUCAUUCGAUCAGAACAAGUUGUAUUGUUCUGAGUUGCUUGCUAUCCUUUUGCAAUCCUCUGUCUCUAAUAGGACCCAACUAGGGAACAUAGAGGGUAUAGACACCAUGUUGCAAGCCCUGGCGCUCUACAAGAGACGUAACCCUCAAAUAGCUGAAGAGCAGGAAAUGAUGCACAACUUGUUUGAUAGUCUCUGUCUCUCCUUGCUAGCUUCAGAAAACAGGGAUAUCUUCCUAAAGGGUGAGGGUGUAGAGCUGAUGAUCCUCAUGUUACGAGAGAAAAAGAUGUCCCGACCUCCUGCCCUCAAAGUGCUCAACUUUGCCCUCCAAGGAGAUGAGGGUAUUAAUUGUUGCGCAAAGUUUAUAGAUGUAUACGGACUACGAUCUCUCUUUCCUUGCUUCAUGAAAACUCCUGGUAAGAAGGUUAAACGUGGUGGUUUCAGUGAACAAGAGUGGGUGGAACAUGUCACCUCCAUCAUAUCACAUCUGCUGAGAAACUUAUCAGGCUCCCAACUCCAGAGACUCAUGAAUAAGUUUGUUGAGGAUGAUCAUCUCAAAGUAGACAGGCUUGUUGAACUUCAUCUCUUCUAUCUGUACCGAGCCAAGGCUGUGGACAGAGAUAUCGAAGAGGAGAAAUUACAAUUGGAGGAUGUAGAUGAGGAGAAGGAGAAUGAGUUUUAUAUGAAGAGACUCGACGUUGGACUCUUCACACUUCAGAGACUAAACUAUAUAAUUCUCAGUAUAGGAACUGCUGGUAUUAGCACCGUUUUUGAUAGAGUGAGACAACUGUUAAAUCUGAAGGGGGAGACAUUAGAGCCAGUUAGGGAGAUUAUGCAGGAGUAUGCUGACAGUUUGGGCGAUGAUAAGAAUAAGGCUAACGAAGAAAAGUUGAACAUUAAUCACAUGAUAAAUCAGCUGACUUGAAGAAUGUUGUUUUAAGAGGGUGAUUACUAGUUUUAUCACCGUUUUUACAGUUUAACAUUUCAUGUGAUGGUUCUAAGAGAGUUGAAAGAUGAUCGAAUAUAGCAAUAAAUAUUUGACCAGUGUGGAAAUAAAGUUUUCAGAUUCAAAUACUAUGCAAUAACUUUAAAUUAUUUGUGAUGGAUGUUUUGUGUGGUUUUUCACGUUUUACAGAUGACAAGUUGCUA